AUGGCAUACACUAAGAUUGACAUUAACGAAGAAGAACAGUUCUUCCAAAACCAAGUUAAAGAGAUCACCCAAUGGUGGUCCCAACCUCGUUGGAGAAAGACCAAGAGAAUCUAUACUCCCGAAGAAAUUGCUAAGAAGAGAUCUAGUUUGAAGGUUGAAUAUCCAUCUAAUAGUCAAUCCAAGAAGUUGUUUAAAUUAUUAGAAGAACACGAUAAAAAUAAGAGUGUUAGUUUCACUUUUGGUGCUUUAGAUCCUAUUCACGUUGCUCAAAUGGCCAAGUACUUGGAUACCAUUUAUGUUUCGGGAUGGCAAUGUUCAUCUACUGCUUCCACUUCCAAUGAACCAUCUCCGGAUUUGGCUGAUUAUCCAUACGAUACCGUUCCAAACAAGGUUGAACAUUUAUGGUUUGCGCAAUUAUUCCACGAUAGAAAACAAAGAGAAGAACGUUUGAGUUUAUCCAAGGAAGAACGUGCUAAGACUCCAUACACUGACUUCUUAAGACCAAUUAUCGCUGAUGCCGACACUGGUCAUGGGGGGUUGACUGCUAUUAUCAAGUUGACCAAGUUAUUUAUUGAACGUGGUGCUGCUGGUAUUCAUAUCGAAGAUCAAGCUCCGGGUACCAAGAAAUGUGGUCAUAUGGCCGGUAAGGUUUUGGUUCCUGUGCAAGAACACAUUAACCGUUUGGUUGCCAUUAGAGCCUCUGCCGAUAUCUUGGGUACCGACUUAUUGGCUGUUGCCAGAACCGAUUCGGAAGCUGCCACCUUGAUUACCUCUUCUAUUGACCACAGAGACCACUAUUUCAUUGCUGGUGCCACUAAUCCAAACUCUCCAGACUUGGCUACCUUGAUGGCUGAAGCUGAAGCUAGUGGUAUCUACGGUGAAAAAUUGGCUGCCAUCGAAACUGAAUGGAAUAAAACUGCCGGGGUUAAAUUAUUCAGUGAAGCAGUCAUUGAUGAAAUCAAAUCGGGCUCUUAUUCAAAUAAAGACGCCUUGAUUAAAAAAUUCACCGAUAAAGUUAAUCCAUUAUCUGAAACUUCUAAUAAAGAAGCCAGAAAAUUGGCCAAAGAAUUAUUAGGUAAAGAUAUUUACUUUAAUUGGGAUGUUUCCAGAGCUAGAGAAGGUUAUUAUAGAUAUCUUGGUGGUACUCAAUGUGCUGUUAUGAGAGGUAGAGCUUUUGCUCCUUAUGCUGAUUUAAUCUGGAUGGAAUCUGCUUUACCUGAUUUCAAUCAAGCUAAAGAAUUUGCUGACGGUGUCAAAUCCAAAUACCCUGAUCAAUGGUUGGCUUAUAACUUGUCUCCUUCCUUCAACUGGAAUAGAGCAAUGCCUGCUGAUGAACAAGAAACCUAUAUCAAGAGAUUGGGUAAAUUGGGUUAUGUUUGGCAAUUCAUUACCUUGGCUGGGUUACAUACUACUGCUUUGGCUGUUGAUGACUUUGCUAAUCAAUACUCCCAAAUUGGUAUGAGAGCCUACGGUCAAACCGUUCAACAACCAGAAAUCGAAAAAGGUGUUGAAGUUGUCAAACAUCAAAAAUGGUCUGGUGCUGAAUACAUUGAUGGUUUAUUGAAGAUGGUUAGUGGUGGUGUCACUUCUACUGCUGCCAUGGGUGCUGGUGUUACCGAAGAUCAAUUCAAAGAAAAAGCUGCUGGUAAGAUCUAA
Molecule: messenger RNA, 1656 nt
Organism: Hyphopichia burtonii NRRL Y-1933
Lineage: Eukaryota; Fungi; Ascomycota; Pichiomycetes; Serinales; Debaryomycetaceae
Gene: ICL1
Product: isocitrate lyase 1
Exons: 1
Coding region: 1-1656 (551 amino acids)
Biological process (GO): carboxylic acid metabolic process
Molecular function (GO): isocitrate lyase activity
Source: RefSeq, a predicted model, not a curated record